This is a messenger RNA of Hemibagrus wyckioides, 2696 nucleotides long. RefSeq names its product coiled-coil domain containing 149b (gene ccdc149b). Bases 143 to 1822 code for a protein of 559 amino acids. Lineage: Eukaryota; Metazoa; Chordata; Actinopteri; Siluriformes; Bagridae. The transcript has 13 exons. The record is from RefSeq and is a predicted model, not a curated record.
GCUCUGCUCGUGACCACAGGAAGUGAUGCACUGCAUGGUGAUAAAUCUGUCUUCUGUGACUCAUGGUGGAUGAAGAUGCUGAAAGAUACCUGGAGACACGCUCGGGGUUUUUCUACAUGCUUCGUGUAAUCCGGAGGGCGAAAUGGAUCCUUCGAGAAGAAGUGAGAGCGACUGGCAAGGGCUAGUGAACGAGUUCCUGGUGUGUAAGAGAAAGCUGGAGAGUAAGAAGGAGGCACUGCUGAUUCUGUCCAAAGAGCUGGACACCUGCCAGCAGGAGCGGGACCAGUUUAAACUGAUGGCCAAUCAGCUGCGAGAGCGCCACCAAGGGCUGAAGAAAAAAUACAGAGAGCUUAUCGAUGGUGACCCGACUUUACCUCCAGAAAAAAGGAACCAAGUGAAUUUAGCGCAGCUGCUGCGUGACACUGAGGAGAAGAACAGGAAGCUGAGUGAUGAACUGAAAGAGCUGAAUCAGCGAUUAGUAGAGGUUCAAGGUGACAACAAGCUGCUGAGGAUGACCAUCGCUAAACAACGCCUUGGUGAUGAAGAGGUCGGAGUUCGCCACUUUCCGGCUCACGAGAGAGAAGAUCUCGUCCUGCAGCUGGAAAAAGCUCGAGAGCAGAACUCGGAGCUGGAGCAGAGUGUGAAGGCGGCCAUGGACGAGCUGCAGGACGUGCGGGCGGAAAGAAACGUGUAUCAGGAGAAAGCUCACCGCCUCAACGUCGAGCUCAACCACAUCCUGAGACGCCAUGACGGCCGGCUCAUAGACGUGGACGCUCUGUGUAUGGAGAACAGAUAUCUCCAUGAACGCUUUGUACAGCUUCAGGAAGAAGUCUCUCUCCUCAAAACCAAUUUGAUGAAGUACAAGACUGCACUGGAGAGUAAGAAGAACUGUAAAGUGUACGGCAAGACCAACAGUAGUGCACUGACCGGAGUGCUCUCGGCUAAACAAGUUCAGGAACUGCUGCUGUCUGAGGAAAACGGCUGCAGUCUGCCCGUGACACCACAGUCCAUCAGCGACCUGAAGUCUUUAGCCACAGCGCUGCUGGAGACCAUCCACGAGAAGAACAUGGUCAUUCAGCACCAACGCCAGACCAACAAGAUUCUGGGUAACAGAGUAGCCGAGCUGGAAGGGAAGCUGAAAGCACUGGAGAUGUCUGGACUGUGGAGUUUACCUGGCCUUACCUAUAACGUGACUGUGGGACUGGGGAGAGGAAGAGACGUGAUCAUUCUGAGAGAACAUCAGCAGGUCCAGCCGUCUGUGGGCCAUGCGGUGCAGCCGCAGCACGGCUCUGCAGGUGAGACGCUAGGAGACGAGGAAGUCGUAACCGGAGAGGAAGUGACAGAAGAUACAGCUCUCACUGCUGAGGAGUUUUCCAGGCCGCAUCAUCAUAAUCAUCAUCAUCAUCCUCCUCAUCAUCUUCGUCAUCAUCAUCAUCCUCACAGCACGGUCUGCUUGGAACACACAUCUGAAUCCAGCAGUCAUCCUCUCACAGAAACCUCCAGCAGCUCACAGAAGAGUUCUGUGAAGACACGAACACAUGAUUACAAGCCGGAAACAUUACACAGUAAAGAAGAUCUGGCAACCCGUGACCAUGGAAGCACAAGCACACCUCCAGCAGAGGAUGCUGGGAAAGAGGGGAAAGAGGGCGGAGCUCCAUUCACAUGUUCAGAGGACAGUCCUGAUAUUCAUAUGGACGGAGCAGAGAGAGACACAAGUAACAAGACGGUGUGUAAUGUGGACUGCACAGAACCGUCUGAUGCUAGAACAGAGAACAUGAUGAGACAAGAACCGGAACCAGACACUCCAGAUCAGAGCACAUAGAAUGCAGAACUCUUAAUGAAACACUGAUCCAAUGCUUCUACACCUUUAUCACGGUUUGUAAUGUUGACACAGUACCUUUACUAAACAUCUGAGUUUUCCAAGAGACAUAAGCAUCUUUUACGAUAAGAUCACGCUCUCGUAGCCUUCAGAACAUCGGUCAGGUUUUUUUUGUCUUGUUAACGUAUCUGAAAUAAACAUUGAUCCUCCUGGUUUCCAUCUUCCCGUGUUAAAAAACACAAAUUUACGCAAAAGUAACACACACUUUAUCUCUGGUGCAUAAACACUAUGGAACAUCGGACACGAUGAGUUAUUUGCUAACGAGUCGACUCUUUAAACAGAUCUUUUAGGUGAGUCGACUCGUGUAAAUUUUUACCAAAAUGUUUUUUUGUAAGAUUUCAUGACAAGAAUCUAUCUAUAGUCAGACAAAGGAGAACGAUUAUGUUUUAUCUGGUUUAGUCUUGGUACAUCAGACGUUAUUUUAAUAUUUCUCAUAGUGAUGAGCCAUUUGCUAAUGAGUCGACUCUUUGAACAAAUCUUUUAGGUGAGUCGAUUCACAUAUACGAAUCAUUAACAUGUAAACGUUAUCACUGCUCAUACGUUUCCAGAGUGUUUUAAUUGAAAUGUUUCUAAAGACUGUAAGAUUUUAUGACAAGAAUCCAGCUAUAGUUAGACAAAGGAGAACGAUUAUGUUUUAUCCGGUUUAGAAAAAAUAGUGAGUCAUUUUGGAUCUGAAAGUGAGUCAUUUAAGAACUGAAAUAGUUGACUCUUACAGGUUAAAGGAUCGAAAUAGUGAAAACAGCCAAAAAUCACUCCUUUUAAAAGUAAAUAGUCUUGGAUAUGUAAAAAAAACCUAGUUUUUGAAUAUUUAUAUGCU